AUGGCCCCUACCGCAAUCGACGUGGUCCACACCUCCAAUGUCGCUCCUGCAUCCUCGGUCAAGCCAGCAGCCUCGAGCGCUCACUUGCAUCCCCUCGACGACAUCACACCUGCCGAAAACAAGCUGGCCGUAGAGCUCAUCCGCGAUUAUCACAGAGACGAUGGCUUCCAGCCCUGGUUCAAGGCUGUACAGCGCCAAGAGCCUCGCAAGGCCGUGCUUCUUCCUUGGCUAGACGCUUUCCAUGCAGGUAGAAGUCCUGCGCCUCUCCCGCGCAAGGUCGAGGCUCUAUACAUUGAACCUAAGACGGCCAGGAUUCACGAGGCUAUCAUCGAUCUUGCUUCACAGAAGCUCGAAUCUCACAACAUCGUCCCCGGCAACCACCGCACCAACCUCGAUAUCUGCCAGCUCCAAGAGUUUGAACGAGAGCUCCUCAAGGAUCCUUUGGUCAAGCAGGCUCUUGAGCAACUUGGUCUUGAUGCAGACACUCCCAUCGCUUCCGACCCAUGGAUCUACGGCGCCGACUCGUUUGAAGAUCAGCCCUACUUGAUGCAGUUCCUCAUGUACCUCAAGUCGCCUCGCAAUGCCCACGAUGGAGACAACUUUCACUACUCCUGGCCGCUCCCAUUCGUUCCCGUCGUCGAUGUCAUCACUGGCAAAAUCGCACGUGUCGACUGGUGCUACACUGGCGAUUCUGCAGACGGCAUGAUCCACACUUGGAAGCAAGGUUGGGCCAAGAGCAACAUGGAGGAGCGCGAAUACAUGCCACACCUCCAGAACAACUUCCAGCCACGAGCAGGUCUCAAGCCUCUCAUCCUUCAGCAGCCACAAGGUGCUUCCUUCACUGUCAACGGCAAAAGUGUCGAGUGGCAAGGAUGGAAGUUCCGCAUCUCUUGGUCCGCGCGCGAGGGUCUGACACUGCACGAUCUCAGAUUCAAUGGCAGGUCUCUUUUCCACAGGCUGUCCAUGUCCGAGAUGACAGUGCCCUACGGUGAUCCUCGACCGCCGCUUCACCGCAAGCAGGCUUUCGAUGUCGGCGACGCAUCCUGUGGCUUCACUGCCAACAGUCUCGCUCUUGGAUGCGACUGUCUUGGUGCCAUCCACUACUUUGACGGUCACCUUGCUUUGCCCAACGGAGAGCUCCUUCAGCAACAGAACAUCGUCUGCAUGCACGAGGUCGAUGACGGCAUCGGAAUGAAACACACCAACUACCGCACAGCCAACCCUUACGUUGUUCGUCGCCGUGUCCUCGUGCUCCAGACCAUCAUCACUGUUGACAACUACGAGUACAUCUUCCUCUGGCACUUUGACCAGACUGGCGCCAUCUCCUUCGAAACUCGCGCCACUGGUGUCCUCUCGGUCUCUCCCAUCGAUGCUGGCAAGACCUCGCCUUACGGCAACAUUGUCUCUCGCGGUGUUCUUGGAACCAACCACCAGCACAUCUUCUGCGUCCGUGUCGAUCCCCGCAUCGAUGGUGACGGCAACACAGUUCACUACGAGGACAGUCUUCCUAUGCCCUUUGAGACGGAGGAGGACAGGCUUAGCAAUCCAUACGGCACGGGCUACCUGGUGCACAAGACGGUCAUCCAUCAUGAAGGUGGUGCCAACUUGGACCCUAUGAAGAACAGAACUUUCAAGAUCACCAACCCCAACAAGCUCAACACCAUCUCGCAGAAGCCUGUCGGGUACAAGCUGCACUUGCCAGCGACACAGCUUCUGCUGGCUCACCCCAAAUCCGUUGCCUAUGCUCGCGCCGAGUUUGCUCGUCACCAUGUUUGGGUGACCAAGUACCGUGACGAUGAGCUCUGGGCUGCAGGCAAGUACACCAACCAGUCCAACGGCAAGCAAGGCGGUGUCGCUACUUACAGUCAAGCCAAGCAGAACACAGUUAACCAAGGCAUUGUUGUCUGGGCUGUCUUUGGCUUAACACACAACCCACGUGUCGAAGACUUUCCUGUCAUGCCCGUUGAAACGCUCAUGAUGUCGCUCAAACCCGCCGAUUUCUGGGAGACUUGCCCCAUUCUUGACAUCCCCACAAGUUCGCAAGCUGUGAACAAGUCGACCUUGAUCAUCUCGAACAACGAGCAGGUAGCGGAUGAAAAGUCGUGCUGCAAGUUCUAA
This is a messenger RNA of Ustilago hordei, 2118 nucleotides long. RefSeq lists its product as uncharacterized. The record is from RefSeq and is a predicted model, not a curated record. Gene Ontology annotation, biological process: amine metabolic process. Gene Ontology annotation, molecular function: quinone binding; copper ion binding; primary methylamine oxidase activity. The coding region runs from base 1 to 2118 and encodes 705 amino acids. The transcript has a single exon. NCBI's taxonomy places the organism in Eukaryota, Fungi, Basidiomycota, Ustilaginomycetes, Ustilaginales, Ustilaginaceae.